Molecule: messenger RNA, 2948 nt
Organism: Syngnathoides biaculeatus (alligator pipefish)
Lineage: Eukaryota; Metazoa; Chordata; Actinopteri; Syngnathiformes; Syngnathidae
Product: multidrug and toxin extrusion protein 1-like
Exons: 15
Coding region: 1105-2487 (460 amino acids)
Biological process (GO): xenobiotic detoxification by transmembrane export across the plasma membrane
Cellular component (GO): membrane
Molecular function (GO): antiporter activity; xenobiotic transmembrane transporter activity
Source: RefSeq, a predicted model, not a curated record
CAGCCGUACUACGGGUCUCGGUGCCAAACGUGUGCGUCACUUCGUCCGGUCGACGUGAGCGCGUAACCCCCAUCGAGUGCCACUCGCGGUCUAGCGCUGGGGUGUCAAACUCAAAUUCGCAGAGGGCCAAAAUUUGAAAGUGGACAAAGCUGCGGGCCAAAUCUGAACAAAUCAACCUUUUAAUAUGGAACCAAACACGUGUCUAAUACUUAUAAGACCGGCAGGCCAGCUCUAAUAUUCAUUUUUAAUUGCCUCAUGGGCCAAAUAGUUUGACACCUGCGGUCUAGCGUCGUACCCCCUGCCGGGGCCCGCGGGCGAGAGGCCCCGUAGCUCGGCGGUUCGAGCCCAGGGGUUGUGGGUUCGUAUCCCACUGGGGGCUCCGCUCCCCGAGAAGGCUUGCGUCAGGGAGGGCGUCCGGUGUGAAAAUUGUGCCAAACGUCAUCUGAGAUGACACGCUGCGGCGACCCCGAAAGGGACAAGCCGAAAGAAGAAGAAUUGCCUCACGGGCCAAAUAGUUUGACACCUGCGGUCUAGCGUCGUACCCCCUGCCGGGGCCCGCGGGCGAGAGGCCCCGUAGCUCGGCGGUUCGAGCCCAGGGGUUGUGGGUUCGUAUCCCACUGGGGGCUCCGCUCCCCGAGAAGGCUUGCGUCAGGGAGGGCGUCCGGCGUGAAAAUUGUGCCAAACGUCAUCUGAGAUGCCACGCUGCGGCGACCCCGAAAGGGACAAGCCGAAAGAAGAAGAAUUGCCUCACGGGCCAAAUAGUUUGACACCUGCGGUCUAGCGUCGUACCCCCUGCCGGGCCCUCCCCGAAAAUCGACUGACGUAGUGUGGGCGAGCCGGGGCCCGCGGGCCACCUCCGGCCCGUCGACCCUUUCGAGCCGGCCCUCCGAAGAGCGGCACAGAGUUGGCGACCGCAUUCAUUGCGGCUCGUGUGGAACGGCAAACGGUUCCACCGGGUUGCGUUGCGACGCCGACGGUUCUACCGGGCGAUCGGACCAAUUGAUGUGCCUUUGAGCCAGUUGAGUCGACUGCGGCUGUUCCGCUUCACCUCCGAAUACGUCCGCAAUGCCCAACUGUCAUUCUGCCACUUGAGGAAAAAGACGAAUGAGUGAUCCCAACACAAGAACCAGACCACAGUUGACGUUCGGGGCCGGCAACCUCCUCAGGGUCGGCGUCAUCGUGCAGAGGACGUCGCUCAUCCUUCUCCUGACGUGUUUCCCGUGCUGGGCGCUGCUCGUCAACACCGAGUCCAUCCUGCUGCUUUUGGGACAACAGCCGGAGGUCGCCAGGUUGUCUCAGUUGUACGUGAAGAUCUUCAUGCCGGCGCUUCCCGCCACGUUCAUGUACCAACUGCAAUCGGGAUACUUGCAAAACCAGGGCGUCAUCUGGCCACAAGUGAUGACGGGCGUCGCGGCCAACCUCCUCAACGUCUACGUGAACUACGUUGUGGUCUUUGUGUUCCACACGGGAGUCGUAGGUUCCGCUCUUGCCAACGUCGUGUCGCAGUUUUCCAUGGCCGGCAUCCUGUUCGCGUACAUCUUGUGGAAGGGUCUCCACAAGCGUACCUGGGGAGGUUGGUCCCGAGAUUGCCUGGAGGGGUGGGGGCCCUUCAUCCGCUUGGCCCUCCCCAGCCUGCUGAUGAUGUGCGUGGAGUGGUGGACUUUUGAGAUUUCCGUCUUCCUCGCAGGUCUCAUUAGCGAGGCAGAACUCGGAGCUCAGUCAAUCGUCUAUCAACUCUCCAACUGUGCUUACAUGUUUCCUUUGGGUUUCAGCCAGGCGGGCGCCGUCCGGGUGGGAAACGCCCUGGGGGCCGGCGACACCCAGCUGGCCAAGCUGGCCGCCAAACUGGCAAUCUUCUGUGCAGCGUUGGUGUCUUUAUGCCUGGCGAUCGUCAUCGGGAGCCUGCGGCACCAAAUUGCUUUUGUCUUCACGUAUGACGAACAAAUCCGUGUGAGGGUCGCCGAGGUGCUGAUGUUCUACGCUCCGUUCAUCCUGAUGGAGGCCAUUUUAGCGGCCACCGGAGGGAUCGUCAGAGGAACGGGCAAGCAAAAAAUCGGGGCGCUGUGCAAUAUUCUGGGUUAUUACGGACUGUGUCUACCGCUCGGAGUGCCGCUGAUGUUUAAAACCAAAUUAGGGAUCAAAGGUCUGUGGACAGGCUUCUGUGCCUCUGCGUCUGUGCAGUGCUGCUUUCUGGUGAUCUACCUGGCAAAGAUGAACUGGGACAAAGUUACACUUGAGGCUCAGAUGAGAGCUGGUGUUGCCGGGAGUUCAGAGGACCCCCAACAAGAAAGCGACAGUUACGAGCUGCUGGUACUUAAGGAGGAGGAAGAUCAAGAAGAAGAAGAAGAAGAAGAGGCGGCGCCGGCGGCGGCGGUGAGAGCUCCGGACCAGUAUCUGGUGCGUCGCGGUCUCGUUGUUGCGCUCAUGCUCGCCGUCACGGUCGCCGGGAUUGUGGCCGACCGGCUGCUGACCAAGCGGCUCAAUUAAUCCGUUUGCCAAGAUAUUCAUAAUAUUUGAACUUCAUUAAAGUGUUCCGAGACGGGCAAAAAAAAAAAAAAAAAAAAAGAAAAAGGUGAAUAAGUACUUAGUACAAUUCAUAUUUGAGUUGGAUAUCAAGAUUUGCAUCCGGAAAUGACUCCAUCAGACGAUAGUCCACACCAGUGAUGAAAUUGAUAUGUGAGGGGGCACACUUAUGAGUGGUUCGUGACUCUUCUAAUAUAAAAUCAAAACUGUUUUUUUAGGAAGAAAAUUGAUUUUUUUUUUUUUUUCCUUUUCUUCCUUGGAUCAUAAAGUUCUUCUCACUCUGACUGAUCUUUCCAACUCUAAUUUAGAAGAAUCUUUAACUCGUGUGGCUGCAAUCAUUUAUCGUCAAAAAAUCAAAUAUUUCUACACAUCUUUUGUAAAUUAACACCAAUCUGAAAAAAGAUAAAGCAUCCUUUUAUUUUCUU